Anastrepha obliqua is the source of this 711-nucleotide messenger RNA. RefSeq names its product 40S ribosomal protein S8 (gene RpS8). Gene Ontology annotation, molecular function: structural constituent of ribosome. The transcript has 4 exons. Gene Ontology annotation, biological process: translation; maturation of SSU-rRNA from tricistronic rRNA transcript (SSU-rRNA, 5.8S rRNA, LSU-rRNA). NCBI's taxonomy places the organism in Eukaryota, Metazoa, Arthropoda, Insecta, Diptera, Tephritidae. Gene Ontology annotation, cellular component: ribosome; cytosolic small ribosomal subunit. The coding region runs from base 20 to 646 and encodes 208 amino acids. The record is from RefSeq and is a predicted model, not a curated record.
UUCUUUGUUUCUACUCAAAAUGGGUAUUAGCCGCGAUAGUGCUCACAAGCGCCGCGCCACUGGUGGCAAACGCAAGUCGCUCCGUAAGAAGCGCAAGUUCGAAUUAGGUCGUCCAGCAGCCAAUACUAAGCUCGGCGCCAUUCGCGUCCACAAGGUGCGCACACGCGGUGGUAACUCCAAGUUGCGUUCUCUACGUCUGGAAAACGGUAACUUUGCAUGGGCGUCUGAGGGUAUUGCUCGCCGCACACGUAUUGCCGAUGUUGUUUACAAUGCAUCGAACAAUGAAUUGGUGCGUACCAAGACUUUGGUAAAGAACACCAUCGUUGUCAUUGAUGCAACACCAUUCCGUCAAUGGUAUGAAUCCCACUAUGUGCUGCCUUUGGGACGAAAACGUAAUCCCAAGCAUCAGAAAACUGAAGAUGAGAAUGACGUGCUGAACAAGAAGCGCAGUGAAAAAGUAAUGAAAAAGUACUUGGAACGUCAAAAGUUCGCUAAAGUCGAUCCUGCGCUUGAAGAUCAAUUCAUCUCUGGACGUAUCCUUGCCUGCGUAUCAUCCCGCCCAGGACAAUGCGGUCGUUGUGAUGGUUACAUUCUAGAGGGCAAAGAAUUGGAAUUCUACCUUAAGAAAAUUAAGUCAAAGAAAUAAACAUCCGUAAAAAAUCAAAUGCAUAGGGCUUGACUUUUUACAUAAACUAAAAAAAUUAAAAAACA